This is a messenger RNA of Diachasmimorpha longicaudata, 5615 nucleotides long. RefSeq lists its product as uncharacterized. The transcript has 6 exons. The record is from RefSeq and is a predicted model, not a curated record. Lineage: Eukaryota; Metazoa; Arthropoda; Insecta; Hymenoptera; Braconidae. Bases 918 to 1976 code for a protein of 352 amino acids.
UCUCGAUUGCUGUCAGUCGACUGGCAAACGCUGCACGCUUAACAACCUUAUUACUGAUUCGUUGCCUAAACUGAAUUUUAGUUUCCAUCACACGGAUCAACGUUUAACGAUGGAUUAAAUCCACUGAUUUCCCGUCAUUACCGGUCAUUCAAAGAUUUUACUGAAUGACAACGGACCUCCGGAAUUAACAUUUUUUUUACACCGGAAAAAUUCGAAUGAGUGCCGGACGUUGAGGUGAUACUAAUUGCGACAAAAAGAGAGGAAAAUUAAUGGACGCGAGAGGAUAUCGCAUUUAUUUUAAAACAGUAAUAAUAGAGUGAUUAUCGAAGGAGGUCAGUGCCCUGUAUCGUUCACAUAUUUAUUUUUCUACUGCUGACACUCCCCGUAACAGUCGUUGGAUCGGAAGCUUGUUCAUCAUUAAAAAAAAGUGAGAGCAUUUAUCUGCCAAGCGUGUCGCACGAAGAGACCACUUACUCGACAGCAUUACAAACUCGUUGGUGGCCUAGUUAAGUGCAUCGAACUUAUCCUGUAAAAAAAAUAACUAACAUAUCAACCACGCAAACAACCUCUGCAAUUUGAGACAAAAAAAAAACGACCGUUGGAAAAAUUGAAACUGUGAAAGUCCGAGAAAACAUUCAAUCUCUCGUGCAUUUUUGUUGUGUGAAAUAUAAAAAAUAUUUCUUCCUGCCGAUUGACUUGUUCUCAUCGACAAAAAGGGAAGGGCGGCUCCACUUGUUGGUGGAAUUAGCGAGGAAGUAGCGGUCAACAUUCCCUCGAUUAUGCGAAAGAUGACAGAGGUUCUGAAGAGCCGUGCGAUCAGCUGACUGAGAGAGUUGGUCCGCAAACGUGACGGAGUUUAUGACGCUAAUCACGGGGAGAAGAAUCCGAUAGGGCAUCACCAUCAGAGCUGCUCGGUCAUGACGUUCAGCACCUCCUUUCGCAGUGAUAAAACUGGAUUCCCUAAUCAGAACAUGCAUCGGCCGAGUACAGUAUCGGGUGAGGAAGAAAUGUUGAGUGGGGGUCUGGCAUCGAAAUUGAAAUGUCCCACCCCCAUAUCACGUCUGAGGGUGGAGAAAAUAGAGGGUGGUUUGAUGGUAGCUGGAGUCGUCAUCGCUGCAAAUUGUCAAAUCGCCCUUCCGGCAUUUGGAUUGCUCUUCAUGUUCGCUGGAGCUGUUCUCACUGCUGCCUCUUAUCGCGGACCUGGGGAAGAUGAGGACAAAGACUCUUAUGCUGCGAGGAUCGCCUUCACUGGGAAUUCUCGAAUUUUGGGGCCGAUCUGCAUCGCCAUCGGGCUAUUGAUGCUUGCCCUUGGUAUCCUACUCUGCAUGUUAACGAGACGUGCGAGAAGGAGAGAAAGAAGAGUGGGCUUCCAUUGUCCUCUCCACGGGGAUUUCUAUCCGUUGAGGCCGAUCCAAGGGAUUAGCAAGCUCGGUGUUUCUCAAAAAGAGGCGGGUCGCUGGCCAAAGAUUUCCUGCUUCAAAAACCGCUCCAGUGGUAGGUCUGGUACUAAUGGAUUUAUCGGCUCUCACGCGGGCCCACCCCAGUGCCCUCACUCGAUCUUGAGCAGCACGCGGAGCUCCCUCAGCAGUUCACCUCUCAGUCCGUGUCCAACACCAAUGCCAUUCCUCGUUACUUCCAACUCAGUCAGUGGCAUGGUACAGAGUGUGGGAGCGAAUAUGUCACCGGACCAGAGCUUUGGAUCGAUCCGAUCGCUCUCGGUGACCCGAGAGGUUGCUAGCUUCCCCCUCUCAAGAACACCUACGCCACCGCCUCAGCACAGGCCUCCAGUGGCUCUGAUAACCACGUCCGACGAUACAAAGAGCUCUCCACAUCAAGAGUCAUCACCGCGACCAGAAGUGCGCGUUAUAGCCCCAUCCCAUCGUGCAUCCUCCACCUUAACAACGAGCGCAUCCGGCGGAAGUCAAUCAUCUCGCAAAUCCGUUAGCAUUCUGUUACCAGAGGAGUCAGCAGGAUGACGCCAACAUGGCUUCAUCCAUCGAUGUGAUGAUAUGCCUCUGUCAAUGUGAACAACAAAGCACCAACAACAAAAAUUCAUGCCCCCAACAUGAAUAAUCGUGUCUGACUUACUCCCAACAUUUCUCCUUGCAAAAUUCAUCGAAAAAUAAUUACCAACAUCUCCUACUUGGAUCAACACAAAAAUUAAUAGGUAAAUCUGGAAAAGAAAAUCACAAACGAGGAAACCAUCUAGUUCUGGUACUGAGGAACAAAAUAAAUUUCAGUUCUCGAAUUGGGUACAAUAAAGGAACAAAACUAUAUCCCCUUAGAUUGACAAUAACCGAACGUUGGUAUUUCCAACUUUCGAUCGAAUGACACGUUUCAUUCCUUGUUUGUCUUUUCGAUCAAUGGUCGAGAAAUAACAUUGAUCAACGAUUCGUGACAAUAUUUCUCUCUUGGCUUUGUUCCGCUAUUUACUCAUCGAAUAAGAAACAGUAUUUGGAUUUCACCUAUUGCUCGCGUGCCGAGAUAAUUCCUCAAUUUUAUUCAAUUAUUUUUUUGGAUAUUUCGACAUGAGAAAGACACCCUAAAUACAUUCCAUGCUAUCAAGUGACAAUCAGAGGCAUUCGAACACUACGAAUCGUACGGAUACAAAGAGCUUCCUUAGUAUUUUCAAUUUACAUUUAAUUGUACGAUUAAUAAAUCGGAUUGAAAGUCAUGUGUAAUAAAUUCUGUACGAACUGUUACGAGGGAGACGAGUGGAGGACAUUUGUUCGUAGCAGUAAAACUUUAAUGGACUGAUAGUUAGAAAAUGAGACAGUAAAUUUCCCAAUUGGAAAAAUUUUGUAGCCAAAAGUCUCUCACAGAUUAUCUCGCAGAUAUUCCUGCAAAGCGUGUACCCAUCAAUUAAUGGAGGAAGAUUUUUUGUAGGUCAUUAAAUUGUCUACGAAAAGAAGUCUUCUGACAGUUACUCUUGAAAUCCCCUUUCAGAUAUGUCUGCAGCAUAAAUUGCACUUUACUACUGAAUUGAAAUCCACUUGUCAGACAUUCAGUGUUUGAAUAACCGAAAUUUACAAUUUAUUCAUAAUUAUGAAGAAAUACUCCAUAUUCUGUAUUAUGCUCAUUUUCUCUGCCCCACGGAUGAUGGACAUUUCAUAGAUAUUUCUUUUGAUGCAUUUAAUCGAUCCAUUUGAACAGGUGAAAUUGAAUAGGGAUUUCAUUGGAUUAUUGUUGUCUCUUUGGUGAAUCAUUAUUGAUACUUGGGGCAGGUGAAAUUAUUCAUUAAGAAUCUAGUCUUGUACAUAAAUGAUAUAAAAUAAUAAAGGACUGUUUGGGUGCAGGAUAAUGUUGAAGGUUCUCAUGAGACGAAGAAUGGACUCUGAGGAGAAGUAUCGAUAUCACGUAACGCAGAAAUAACCACCUUUAUUGCACCGUUAAUCAUGUUAUGAGAACUCUCCUGCACUCGUGAAAUACAUUUGAUACUUCUCUUCGGUUUUAAAAUAACGAGGUAAUGGAAAUUAUGAAAUGAGAGAUGAAAUCUAUCGAGGAUAAAGAAAAAAAUUGCGAAAUUUGUGGGACAAUAUCUAUGUUUCGAUAUAAAAAAAAGUUCAAUACUCCGAAAUUCCGUAGCUCAAUCGAUGGAUAAGUUCAGUCGAAUUUCUCGGGAAAAAAAUAUUAAAAAUUACAACUGAAAAAAAUCUCUGGAAUGAGAAAACGAAAGUUAAUCGUGUUUUUUCUAUUUAAAAGCUAAAAUUGUUGAAAUAAAAUCUCAGUGUUAUUAUCAAGUAAUGAAAUGCUGCAAAUUGUGUGCCAAAUUUAGGGGGAAUGGAGUGGGUUGUAAGCGAAGAUUGACAUGUGUAGAAUUGAUUGUAAUUAUAUCAAGGUCACGAACAAAACGAAUACAGUCAUUCUAAUCACCAUUUUAUGCAAUGAAUCCAAUAGAUUGGAGAAAGCCAAUCAAUCAGGGGUAUUUCAAUUUAUUCCCACCAGGAGAAACUUCAACUCGUUUUCAGUGAAAAUAACAACGAGUAAUCGUUGUGAGAGCUUAUCGAUCCUCACACCGGUGGUAUUAAUCCUCUCUCAUUUUUCUUCAUCAUUCGAAUUGAAACGAAUGAAGUACUCUACAAAUAUUUUUUAUCACGAAUUAAGGAAUAUUAAGUUCUUCGAUUUUUUAACGAGUUAUUUUCAAUAAGUUUGUGAUAGUACGUUUAGUAAGUUUUUAAAAGUAAGAUAUUGCGUAAGUGUUGAGUAAUCUUUCGUAUAAUACCAUCUUCAUGGGUAGAUGAUAGAUGAUAAGAGAGAAGAAAGAAGGAAAAGUAUUGAUUUUUCAUCACCUUUAAAUUGAUAAAACGACUCCAUUAAUUGAAAUUAAAUUAUAUUUAUAAUAUAAGUGAAAUCCAACUCAAAUAAAAUCUAGAAAUGACUUUAAUUGGUGAAACCCCUGACUUCUUCAUUUCAUUUAUGAUGGAAGUUGCAAAAUUUUCAACAGUCGUUGCUGUAAUUAAAGAUGAUGAAAAAUAUUCUCAUUUCCAGAAAGAUAAUCAGUAAAUUUGUAAUACAUUAAAUGCUAGGUACUUCCUUUAAUCGUUCCAACAAUAAGUAAUGGUGAAAAUUUUUUAAAAAAUCUGCAAUUUUUCUAAGAGGAGGUAAUUGAAAAACAAUAAAAGGCCUGUCACACACUCGACGUGUAAUCGUGGGCGUGUGUUUUUUUUAGCAUUUCGAUAACAAAAAUAAUCGAAAAAUCGUUGCAAUUAUUAAUUAAUUAUUACUAGUAUCGAAUCUAUCAUUGUAUCGUUACAACUUGGCUAUUAUUAUUGCAUGAAUGGAAUACGAAAACGUGUACUAUGUGUCGUAGCAUGGACUGCGUAAUUAUGAUAGAAAAUUUCCACUGGAACUAAAAAGGACGAAGUUAAGGGGGGACUGUGACGAAAUUUACGUUUUCGCCUGACCUUAAGAGCUAUUGGACGACCUUUGGCAUAUAAGGGGAUGCAUUAAAUUAUAAGGACAAUCACGGAAUUGAUUGACAGUGCCACCGAUGAAAAAUAGGCUGUAGAAGGAAUUUUUUUAAUAAAAACAUGGAAAAAUCAGAUUUUCGAUAAAGAUGGGGGGCAAAAUGGAAUAGACUUCAUUCUCUUAAUUUUUAAUUAUAUUUUCUAAUGCAUCAGAAGUUGUCCAAGGACUUUUAAGUCUCCCCGAAAAUGAAUAGUUCUCGUGUGAUGAAAUAUAUUACGAAAUAACAAGAACCGAUAAAAUUUCUAUACAUAUGAAGAUACUUGUGUAUGCUGUUGCUCGCUGAAUUAAAUACUCACCCUUCGCGAUCCCAUUGUCUUCAUUGUUCAUCCUAUGAAAAAAGGAGUGUACAAAAUCUGUAUACACCCACACAUUUUUUUCUUUCCAAUAAAUUCAAAUUAAAAUCAGGAUUGAUUGACAUAAAAACAGUCUUAACUACUGUGAGCACUGUAUUGUAGUAAUAAUAUCACUUUGUGUAUAAAUUUUUUUUAUAGUUAAAUGAAACAACAUAUUGAAAUUGAAAUUACCAUACUGCAUUAGCUAUGUAAUGAUUAAUCGAGUACAAUUCUCUACCGAAUUGUAAUUUGUAUUACAUCGUGAUAAAUAAAAUGCCGUAUUUGUCUGAAGGUACGACAAGUUUCUUCACUUAA